AUGUACUCCGCCUCCGUAGAUGAUCGUGAUACGGAUUUUUGGCGGGAGGAUCUCCAUGAGAUGAUAUUCAGACCGAGAUACACAAGCUAUGCAGUUGUAGAGCGUCCACCAUUUGUUACACCUCCCCAAUCGGAGUCCGAAAACGCCGUGAGAUCCAUGGAAGAAUUUUUUCCGCUCAAGUUCUCCCCCGAACGCAUCUAUUUCAUCAAGGGUAAUCAAAAUUGCUGCAUCUUCUUUGUUCCGUCUAAUCGCUGCUGA
Molecule: messenger RNA, 258 nt
Organism: Lactuca virosa
Lineage: Eukaryota; Viridiplantae; Streptophyta; Magnoliopsida; Asterales; Asteraceae
Source: the annotation of a GenBank genome assembly